This is a messenger RNA of Scaptodrosophila lebanonensis, 2470 nucleotides long. RefSeq names its product serine/threonine-protein kinase pakD. Gene Ontology annotation, cellular component: nuclear body. NCBI's taxonomy places the organism in Eukaryota, Metazoa, Arthropoda, Insecta, Diptera, Drosophilidae. Gene Ontology annotation, biological process: positive regulation of DNA-templated transcription. The record is from RefSeq and is a predicted model, not a curated record. The coding region runs from base 131 to 2365 and encodes 744 amino acids. The transcript is spliced from 4 exons.
UGCCGAGGCCAUUUGUUGCCCUUUUAAAUGAGUUAAUUGCAAAAGCAACGUUUUCCGAUUGUUUUGCGCAUUAUAUUGAUUUUCUUCAAAGUGACAAGAAGUCAUUCAAUCAUUUGCAUUUGCGCGAACGAUGAGCGUAAAGACGAGUGCACGUAUCAAGAAACGACGGUCUGCGGAGGCGGCAGCCUUUGGUGCUGUGAGUGCAGCCAAUCAAGGAAACAGCUCUACCAGUAAUAGUAACACCAACCACAGCGCUGGAAGUGUUGGUAAUGCUAGCGCUGGUGGCGGUUGCGGCAGCGGAAGCAGCAGCAGUGGCAUAAAAAAACAUGGUCCCGUUGGACGCAAUCCAAAUUUUGACACUGAUGAGACUAAGCUGCUCAUACAAUUGUGGGGUGAUCCAAAGCUUCAGCGCACGCUUAUAACCACGCACAAAAAGCAUGCGGUCAUCUGCCAGUUGGCGGCUAAAAUGCAGGAGUACGGAUACCAUCGCUCUCCUGAGGAGAUUACUACGCGCAUUAAGAAUCUGAAGUGUUUUUACAAUCGUCUGAAGAAGGAUAUGGAAAGUGGACUUGCUGGCGAGACUGAGCCUAGUUGGAAGCAUUUUGCCGAAAUGGACGCCAUUAUGACACGGCCGAUUUUUAGCGUGCGACCUAAUGAAGUUCCGGCGCCAUCCCUUAAGUAUCAAAUGGAGCAAGCGUUGGAGGAACAUGCAGAGCGGCGCAAACGCCGAUUAGAGAAUGGCGAUGAACUAUCUGAUAGUGAGAACGAAGAAGAUGAUAUGCUACUUUCGGCGUUGGUGCCAAAGGAUAAUGGCAAGGUGGGUACUGCCACUGGCACUGGGUCUGCAACUAAAAACGAUAGCGACGGUUGCAUUAUGCCAGAUGUGGAGGUGGAAAUGGAUAUUAGCGAAGAGACAUUUGCAGCCAUAACCAGUGUGGCAACAAACGAUAAAAACGGUACUAAACGAUGCAAAUACUCCGCUGGCGUAGCUGCGGAAGUGGACUUAGAGGAGUCAUUAACGGCACGCAUUAAGACUGAGCCGGGCACGCAGAAGGAGCAAGCGAAGCAUUUGGAGACGAACACAGGUACCACAGACGAGGACGAUGACGACUGUAUGGUGCUUACGUUGCCCAAAGAGGAGCCCAUUGAUGUGGACGCCGACGAUGACCGUGAUGAGAAAAGAAAUGUAAUUGCGCGUGUAUCACCCUCGGAAUCCUCUAGCAAUGUGCGUGCAGCCAUGCCCACACUUGCCGAUAUGCUUCAAUUACCGAAGGGCGCUAAUCUGCUGCCUCUAAAUGGUGCCAAUGUGAUAAUACCAGCAGCAAGCUUGUCCAGUAACACCACAAUUCCCUCCCCAAAUAGCAGCAGUACAGCAUCCAAAGUAUCACCAGGAAAAAUUUCAUUGGUGCCUACCAAUUUUCUAAUGCAGCCAAAGCUUCCGGGUGUUCCCACUCCCACUGGUGUCGGAGCAAACGUUGCAAAGGCUCCGCAGAUUCAGCUGCUUCAGAGUGCUUUAAACAAUGGCGCUCGUCUGAUGUUGAGUGGCGGUACGACAGCACAUGCACAGACAGCCAAUACAGGCAUUGUGAGCUCGAGUGCGAGUGGAGUCAAGGUUUAUCUUGUCAAUGCGGAUCAGGCAGCGGCAGCAAAGGCUGCAGCGACUGUGGGCAAACCACCCGUAGCAGCCUUGCCCAUGGCUGCAAGUCUGCAACAGCCACAGCAACCGCAACUGCAGCAGCAACAGAUGGUACAGCAGCAGCAACUGCACCAACAGGAGCAGCAGCAGCAAAAACAGGAACAGCAGAAUAAAAAGGAUGAGAAGCGCCGCGCGCAGGAAAAAGCGCGAGAGGAACAACAGACUAAGCGUCACAUGACAACAAUGCGGAUUUUGUUACGACAAUUGCUGAAUGCGCAGAACGAGGCCAAUGAGAUUCAACAUAACCGGCUGUCUCUCGAGCGCGAGCGUUUGGACUGGGAGAAAUCAAUGGGUGAUCGCUUGUUUACACUUUUGCCCACUCUGUUCCCGCCAGCUCCAACGACAAAUGCAGCACCACACCAUCCGCAAACGCACCAGCAACCCCAGUUCAUCGUAUCGGGCGCUACUUCGGCGACGCAGCGGCUGCAGCCUCCGAAGCUGCUCUUUACCACUGCGCUGCCCAUGGCGAACGGCACGGUUUCCAUGCCUCAUAUACUCACGCCAUCUGGCACUCUGACAGCCUCGCUGCCAAAAGUGAUUGCGGCACCAGCACAAGGAAAUUCUAACAAUGUCAGCGGCACUGCUGUUGGUUGCGUGAAUCCUGUGGAGAUAUGCACACAAAUCAAUGAUAUUCAACUGGUGACGCCGAAGAUGGAGAAAGAGGGUUGACACUUCCACAAUAACUCAUGAUCUAUACCAUUUUCAGUGAUCUUUUGAAUGUAGAAAACAAUGAUACUCGGUACUUUAAUAAAUUCCAACUUAAAUGCAAUACGA